AGGGGAGAAGGCUGGAGAAUGCCACGAAGUGACUCGCUCAUUUGGAGAGCCAAUGCAGACACGAUGGGCUGAAUGGUCUCUGUGAUCUUGUUACCAUUCCUCAUCAGUAGGAUCAUGACACAGCGAAGAUGAAAAUCAAGUUUCCAAUGGAGCCUAAUCACUGCAUGAUUUGUGUUAAUGGAACUCUUCAAACUCUGGUCACUUAAACUAAAUGUGUGAAUAGUUGAUGCAUUGUGUAUAAUGGAAGACACUCAUACUACCCAAAAGUUGCAUAAACCAGUCAAAGAGCUCUGCUUCAUCAGCAUCUAUUGCCCUGGGGGAGAAGCCAGAUGGAUUCCCUACAAGUGCAGUAUGUUGUUAGAUGGCUCCAUGAAAUGCUUUCCGGAGUGCGAACAAGUGAAGGAGGAGCCAGGGGCUGCGAAACAGAGAAGCCUGUGCUCUGACAACACUGCUUACAUUCAGGGGCAAACUGCCACAACUAAUGUUGUUAAGGAACUGUGCGCCUUGUGCCCGGUUGAAAAACAGUCAUUAUUUGCUGAAGCAUUAAGCAAAAGGCCAGCUUGCAGUCGAAUUUUGAACAUGGGAAAUCAAGAUGGAAAAUUUGAAGAUGUUCAAGAGGCUGAAAGUAAGCACCGUGAACGGGGAGAAGGUUGUGGUGCCUUGGAUCUGCAGCAUUCGGUGUCAAUGUCUUACGACCAUAAGAAAGCUGAUGUUAAGAAGAAAAAGCUGAAAAAGCUUGGCAGAAAAAGAGAAAACACUGAGUUGCCUUCAUGUAAAACGGUCAAAAAUAAGUCGUCUGAGGAUUCAGAACAUUCUAUUGUAAGUGCAAAAGAAAUAUCACUGCUGAGAGAUGAAGUGUGCUCAAAAAACACUGUAAGCAAUUCUCCUAAUUCAGUUAAUUAUACUAAAAGCAAAAAUCUUCAGCCAGCCAUGGUCAGUAUUGACUUACUGUCGGGAAUGAAAAACGCUAAGUCAGAGCUACCAAGGGACAAUUUGGAUUGUCAGGAUAACACAAGAGCAAUUGGACUAGGUACUGACGUUUGCAACUUUAUGUCGGAGUGUGACGAUGAACUUCGUACUGAAGAUUUUGCGACCGGUAGCAGCAGUUUAUUGGGUGAUCCACAAGGUACCAUAAAACUCCUACAACAGCAGCAGGAUAAUUGCUUACAAACAAAACAGACAACUCAGAAUUUACCUGACAAGACCAGCACCACUAUGCCUUUGACAAAUUUACCUUCAGAGAACAGCAAGCAUCACUGUGGAGAUGUGUUAGAGAGCACAGCAAGCACUGUGGUCGCUAAAAUACAGGCCGUAGAAGUGGUCGUGCAAAAAGUUGUUCCGGCUAUUUCAAGGCCCGAAGGAGACAAAACUUGUGUCCCUUUUACAGACGAAUCAAUAAAAAGUUAUGUUGAGGAACAUGGUUUUUCCACAGUGGUUACUGGAAUGCAGAGUGAAACUGCAACCACUUGUGAUGUCGUCACAGUACCUGUGACAGACUUGGAAUGUGAGAGCAUGAUGACGUGUGGAAGGGAGACAGACAGCAGUAGAAAAGUAUUUGAAACUGCCGUGGGAAAAGUGCAAAUGAAUGCAGGUUUGUCAGCAUCCAGUAGAUAUAUCAACAAGCACCUGAUGAAUGUUGUUGAGACUGACCGAUUUCAUGAAGCAGAUGAAUGGCAUAGAGUGGAAAAGGACAUGUCGCACGUAAGUGGAACUAGCCAGGCUUAUGACAAUAAAGAUUUAAUAAGGGAUGACACGCUAGAAGCACAAGAAAAAAUGUUUCUAAAGGCACUUGGAUCUGUUGAUGGAGUUUCCUUGGGUGGCAAUUUGAAGGAAGACAACAUAACUGUUUCUUUAUCUUUACUAACAGGAGUUAGUAAUAUUUUUAACAAUCUGUGUACUGCUAACAAUACGCAUCAUCCUGUGUCUCCUGUUGCAUCCCCCUUGACCUCAGAAUUACCUAGUCCUCAACUCCAUCACAGGAUUCUCCCACUACCUGCAUUAGAAACAGAACAAGAAACUGUACAAGAGGAUGGUUCAAAGCUAUAUAUAUCCAUUCAUGACUGCACCACAACGGGAGAAAUAGAAGUGGGACAACAUUUGACAGAAGGAAAUACUUUGCUACAAAAUCUCGGUGAUGCAAAUGGAAAAUUCGAGCAACAACACUGUAAGGAACAAGAUGUAUUAUCUGCCUAUGUACCAUUACAAGAGAAGACUUCUGUACAGCAGCUUUGUACUGACCUGGUAGAAAAUGGAUCAUCUAUUGAAAGAAGUUCAGUUAUCAUCAGGCCACAAUCUUUGGACCUCAGGCUUAUUACUGCGGAUGGAGACGAAAUUGAUGCAAAUGCUCAAGCAUUCGGUUAUAUGGAACUUUACGAUUUAUCUCCAUCAGAAUCUGAAGACAGAACUCCAGGACGACUCCAAGCCAUAUGGCCACCUCCCAGGUCAAAAGACGAGGAAGAAAAAGUGGGCUUGAAGUAUACAGAAGCAGAGUAUCACGCUGCCAUUUUGCAUUUGAAACGAGAGCACAAGAUAGAAGUAGAACACUUGCAGCAUGAUUCUGAGUUGAAACUCUUCCAUAUCCGUGGGGAACAUGCUGAAGCAAUAGCUAAACUUGAAGAAACUGCUGCACAGCUGAAAAGUAAAUUGGAAAUUAAAAGAAAGGAAGGUAAAUCUGAAACAAGAGACAUUGCUGUAUCCACUGCAGAUGAACUUGUGCCAAAAACUUUUCGCAAUGUUUGCAUUCAAACUGACAGAGAAACAUUCAUCCAGUUGAAUCAAGGUGAUGACAAAUUAGCCAAAAGCAACCUGAGUAUCCCAGGAAAGCUGAACCUUGCAUCCUUGAACUUGAAUGGUCAGUCAACUCAACUUCUACACACUGUUCGGGAGGAAACUUCAUCAUCCUCGCCAACCUCAACUUCCCAAGAGUUGGAAUCUCAGCCUGUUCCACCUCCUUCUUUAUCGCUGCCACUUUCAGACCAGUCUCUAUGUUCUGCGACACCUCUCCCAAGCUCUGGACCUCCACCUCCGCCUCCUCUGCCAGGCUUUGAACCUCCACCUCCACCUCCUCUACCAAGCUCUGGACCUCCACCUCCGCCUCCUCUGCCAGGCUUUGAACCUCCACCUCUGCCAAGCUGUGGGCCUCCACCUCCGCCUCCUCUACCAGGCUGUGGGCCUCCACCUCCACCUCCUCUACCAGGCUGUGGACCUCCACCUCCGCCUCCUCUACCAGGCUCUGGACCUCCACCUCCGCCUCCUCUACCAGGCUCUGGACCUCCACCUCCGCCACCUCUGCCAGGCUGUGGGCCUCCACCUCCACCUCCACCCCCACCAUUUGGACUUGCUGGAAAUUCACCUCUUCCUAAUUUCAGUUUGACCACGGAGAGACUUGCACGGAAACCUAUAAUAGAACCACGCCGUCCAAUGAAGCCUUUAUAUUGGACACGAAUCCAGAUAAAAGAUUCCAGAGAUGAUCAAAUAUCAACAAUUUGGGAAUCACUGCAAGAGCCUUGCAUCCAGGAUGCUGAAGAAUUUGAAGAACUCUUUGCUAAAGCAACAGUGAAGGAAGUGAAGAAGCCUUUGUCGGACACCUACCAAAAGACAAAUAAGACUAAAAAGAUUGUCAAGUUACUGGAUGGCAAACGCUCUCAGACAGUGGGAAUCCUUAUAUCCAGUCUACACCUGGAAAUGAAAGAUAUCCGACAAGCUAUUUUAAAUCUGGACAACUCUGUGGUGGAUUUGGAAACACUUCAAGCUUUGUAUGACAAUAGAGCUCAGAUGGAAGAACUGGCAAAGAUACACAAAUAUUAUGAAAAGUCAAAAGACGAUGAAGUAAAGCUCCUGGAUAAGCCAGAGCAGUUCUUGUAUGAAUUAUCACAGAUUCCUAACUUUCCUGAACGUACCCACUGUAUCAUAUUCCAGUCUGUCUUCGUGGAAGGAAUAUCCACGAUACGCCGCAAAGUAGGGAAUGUUCUACACCUGAGCAAGAGUUUGACAGAUCAACAAAAUGUGAAGAUUGUGCUUGGACUCAUCCUAGCCUUUGGAAAUCACAUGAAUGGUGGCAACAGGACACGUGGCCAGGCUGAUGGAUUUGGCCUAGAAAUUCUUCCAAAAUUGAAGGAUGUCAAAAGCAGGGAUAAUCAAAUCAGUCUUGUGGAUUUUGUUGCUUCCUAUUAUUUGCAUCAUUUUGACAAGGAUGCAGGAACAGACAAGAGCGUAUAUCCUUUACCAGAGCCCCAGGAGUUACUGCGGGCCUCGCAAGUUAAAUUUGAGGAUCUCAGUAAGGAUCUUAGGAAGUUGAAAAAGGACCUUGGAGCAUGUGAGAAAGAAAUAAGGCUUGUUUGCCAACAGUCAUCAGAGCAGGAGCUACAACCUUUCAAAGAGAAGAUGGAAGCAUUUAUUCAAGAUGCAAAAAAUUAUCUUAAGGUAGAAGAAGAGCAUCUUGAAGAGUCACAGAAAAGCUUUGAAGAUUCAAUAAGGUUCUUUGGAGUGAAGCCAAAACCCGGGGAGAAAGAGAUUACUCCAAACUACGUAUUCAUGUUGUGGUUUGAGUUCUGUACUGAUUUUAAGAAUACUUGGAAACGUGAGAGUAAAAACAUCUCCAAAGAAAGGUUGAAGGAGGCUCAACAAUCUGUAAAGAAGAUAACUUCAGAAAAGAAAGUCGAAACAAAGAAAACAAACCCUACCAGCCUGAAAGAAAGACUACGCCAAAGGGAGGCGAGUGUUACCACAAACUGAAGGAAGCCUGGAAGAAAAAGAACCCUGUGACUUGAUUCUUUCAUGCAGUCAAAAUUUGAGGAUGUUUCUUGAAAGACCUACACAUCUUCACAUUGCUCACAUCCCAAUGUCAACCCACCAAGGAGGUUUCUAAUUCCAGGAUGACAUCAAAAGCACCUUCAUUCAUUUCAAAAGGCAGUAAUACAUUCUUGGUUAUAGUUGGCACAGGAUGUAUGUGUUCUGCCCUCACACAAGUGAGAUUUGGAUGCUUAAGUUAAAGUUGUGUCUGAUUGCUAUUGAAAAUCCAGCAAUGGGGUCCUGGAAUCUAAAGUUCGAUGUGCUGUUUCUUCAGAAAGAUAUUCUCUCUUGGAGCCUCAGCCUAUUCCAAAACGCUGCACUACAAGACAACACUUUGGACUAGCCACAAAGUUCUUGAAAAUUUGACCAAAUGUUGAAACCUUAGAGUUCUAGCUGCUCAAAAAUUCAAUAAUAAUGUAAAUUGUUUUUAAGUUGUAUAUUCUGUUCAAUCCUUCCAACACCUCAUUAUAACAUGCCACAAAACCUGUUAAACCAAAUUAACGCAAACCAAAUCUGUAACAUAUCCCUCAGUACAAUGCACAUUGCCUUACAUUAAAUGAAGGGCAGGAUUUGGACCUCGGUGUGCAGGCGCGGUCAGCGGACCCGGAAGCGGCCGGGAAAUGAGCUGCCAGCCACGAUCGGCACACCCCCCCACCCCCAGCCCACCACCACCACCGUGAUUUCACGCUGGCUCGCCAGUUAAUGGCCAGCCAACGUGAAGCGCUCGCUGAAAAGCUCAGCGCUGUCGGGGUAGGGGGCGGGAGGAGGGAGAGCAUUGAAGUCAGCGCUGGCGCGGGAGGGCGCAGAAAGAAAUCUCCCUGAAGGCAAAGAGCUGCCUCAGGGAGCUGACGAAUUUAAAAUCAAUACAAACGUAAUGUUAAAUCCGGAAACAACGUCCACGCGUCAGAAUGAGCCACCUCCACAUAUGGAUGGCGAAAAUUACGUCCACACAUUUUAAUCUUUUUUUUUAAUUAAUCUCGGAAACCUCAUCCAGCCCUUGGACGAUGUUUCCUCAACAAUGCAAAGGCCGCCUGGCCGAUUCACCCACCCACCCGCCAACCGUAACGUUGGACGGGCAGCGGAAUAACACCGCGAAUUGAAACUUUAACAGCCUUAACAGGCCUCUUUAAUUGCCGGCGGGCGCACUGCCCCACUCCCCCGAGCACCCGCCGACCGAGAUACCACACGAGUGCGCGAUGGCAUCGGGACACUUGCCCGACGUUAUCGUACGCUAUUUUAUGCUCCAGCGUGUUGGCCACACACCGAGGUCGAAAUCCUGCCCAAAGUGUCUGGUGCACAGAUGGAAACCUAUUAGAAAAACAAGACAAAGGCAAACUUAGUAAAAGAUUCAGCACAAAAAAAAAGUGACUUGGAACUGAAACACAGCAAUGCCCAGCGGGUGUUUAUUUUUCUUUCAUCUCUGCCAAGAGAUCAUUCAACUUCAAAAAGUACAUCAGAAUUGAUUUUCCUGUUAGUAUUGAGGAGCAGUGUCAUUGCCAGCAGUUACAUGAUAUUUAACAGACUUGAACAUUCACUCACAUUUUGAACAACCACGAUAUACCGCAAGGUCUGAGGUCUGGCUGGUUGCCAGCGAUUGCCUCGCUGCCCCAAUACCCAAUUGCCUUGCUGUUUCUCCAUCUCAGGGAAGCUGGGCUUUUGCCUGCCUUUCCCAUAAAAGUUUGCUUCAUGGCUGUUAGUCUGGUUGGUGCCCUAUCCUCGGCAGGACAGGACUCCAGUUUGUCUUCUGGCAACAGUGAAAGAUAAUCACAACUUGUAGGAUCUAAAGUCUGGCAAGUGUAAAUUAGGAUUGUUUCAUCUUGUACUAGCACCCAUGAGGAGAAAGCUAUAGUUUGGAGACACCAAAUUUGCCGCUGUCAAAAAUUUGUGUUAAAUCCUCAAAUAUACUGUCUUUGCACAGCAUGUCAUUCCUGUUCUCCCUGCCUUCCUUUUACUCUUAGUGACUUAAACCCCGUUAGUCUUAUUCUUUUCAAUACCAUUCUCAGUUUCAUGAACAUCUUCAAUUUACUUGGGAUCUCUAUCUUCUGCAUAUGCAAGAAGUAUUAUUAUUGUGACAUCCUAUUCAGCAUCCAACAAACUGAUGUCAGUUGUAUUGUAAACUUACCCUAACCUGUAUAAGAUCCACAAUAUUUUUGAAAUAGCCCUUACAAUUCACUGUUUACAUUCUGGGAUUUGAGUACGUGGAGUCCGUAAAGCCCCAUCAUCCAUAGAUUUUGCAGUAAUUCUUAUAGAAUAUUAAGAAGGCUAUCAUUUGAAUUGUUAUUCAAAUAUACCAAAUAUUAUUUUAAAAUAUUUUAAAAGAGUACUUUCAGUUAUACUUCAUUUUCUGUUAAGCUGCAGACCUGACUUAAUCAAUAAGUUCUGACCAAAACGAGUUAAUAUUAAAUGUUUGACUUAGUUCUUAGAAAGGCAGACAUUGUUUUGAAUUCUCUGAAGUGCAGGGAAAUGGCGACAGUAAAAAGUGAAGUGUAAAUAUAGAGAUAGAAAGCAAUAACUACAUUCAAUUCAUUAUACUUUGUAUUUUACAAUCCCAAAAUGGAUUUAUGUGCAACUUUUUAAAGUUUAUUUUGGUAUACACUAUUGAUCUUAACAAAAUGCUUGGGAGGAAAUGCAGCUUUAAUAUUUGGGAGGAAGACAUUUUUUAUCUUUAGCACAUCAAUGUAAUAUCCGGUUAACAAAUUCAAAGUCAGAAAUUGUAUUAUUAACUGCUGCAGUUUUACUGCCCAUGCAUAAAAAUGGUUUGAUUAUUAAAGAGCUGACAUAUAUUGCAUGACAAAUUAAUGUGUGCAAAUAAACAUAUGAAAGGAAAAGCAUCCAUCUUCCCUUAAUAGGAUUGAAAAAUACGCGGAUACAUCUACAUAACACUUGAUUGCAUUGUGCUCAGCAAAAUCUACUGCUGAUCAUUAACUUCUAAUGUAUUUUUGUAUAGAAUGUGUGUCAUGAGGAUGACAUGACAGUGUCAUUCAUUUAUCAGAAAUAAAACAAGUUGAUAUCUGAUAGUUACUACCUUUAGAGUUAACAAUGUACUUUAUAGAAAUGUCAAUUUGGACACUUGACUAUAUCCAAGUAUUUUUUGUUAUUCAAAAUAGAAAUAUUUUAACAAAACAAUAUAAUAUAUGGAGGGUUAUAGUUGUGAAGGUUUUCACUAUGUAGCCUUUAAAGAUCAAGCUAAAGUCUCUGAACUCCCUUCAUGGUUUGAUGUCACGAUAACCUUAGAGAGCAUGAUAGGCCCAGAUUCAAUCCAUGGCUUGGGUUAAGUUCACUGAUCGCAGACAGGUUAACUAAGGGGUACUGCAAUAGUCUUCAAGUGUCCUUGGGUCGGCAAGGGGGAUUAUUAGCCUGAGCUGCCACUUAUGAUUGCUAAAUGGUGACCCCUUCUGGAAUGUCAGAGCAGGUCUGAGCUCAACUAUGAUGUUGCUCAUUGACCCCUUGUAACCUGCUAUCAUUUACUGCCUGGGCUUGCACUUAAAAAAUGACCAGUUGAAUCACACACUGGUUCAGUGCCCAAGGAACCCUGCACCCCAACAUGAAGCAAAAAUUGUGAAUGAAGUGUAUGGUAUAAAAAGCAAAAUGUCUUUGCUAUUUUUUGGUAGAUUUAAGUUUAGUGACGGUAGUGAAAUCCAUUUCAUCAAUUAAGUAAAGAGGCAUGAGCAUAUUCCUUUAAUCAAUGUAAUUGCAUCUUUCUUUUUCACCUGUUAUACCAGUUAUUUAUUAAUUUCCUAUAUGAAAUAUACAGUUUAUUGAUGAAAAGGUGUUAUUUUUAUUAAUUCAAAGAAGUAGAAUUAACAUUGUGCAGUAAAGUAAAGGAUAUUUUCUUUAAACUUCAUUAAAGCUGUAUUUAAUUGCA
Molecule: messenger RNA, 8656 nt
Organism: Carcharodon carcharias (great white shark)
Lineage: Eukaryota; Metazoa; Chordata; Chondrichthyes; Lamniformes; Lamnidae
Gene: fmn1
Product: formin 1
Exons: 19
Coding region: 241-4734 (1497 amino acids)
Biological process (GO): actin nucleation
Cellular component (GO): actin filament; nucleus; endoplasmic reticulum membrane
Molecular function (GO): microtubule binding
Source: RefSeq, a predicted model, not a curated record